UUCAUAGAAAAAUAAAAGAUAGGCUUUAAAGUUUUUAGUGUAGAUUCUUGAAUUCUAAAGAAAAUUCAAAAGAAGAAACCAAAGAUGAAGUUUGGGAAAGAGUAUGUUUCACAGAUGAUUCCAGAAUGGCAACAAGCUUACAUGGACUAUGCUUGUCUCAAAACCAUCCUUCGAGAAAUCCAAACAUCGAAGAAAAGAUCAGAGAGACAACAAGGUGACUUGAAACCCAAGGUACCCGCUCGCCGAAGCUUCAGUGGCAUGACAAAGCGGUACAGCCGCAACUUCUCGUCUCGGGAUAUCGAAAACCAGGAUAUUCUAGUUCACCAAACGAUUGGAGAUGACGGGUUUGAGAAGUACGAGACGACGAUCUUGAAAGUGGCAGAAGCAGGGAGAGAGUCAGAGCUUGUGUUCUUCAAAACCCUAGAUCUUGAGUUCGAUAAAGUGAACCAUUUUUACAAGUCUAAAGUGGAAGAGUUGGUGAAGGAGGCAGUGGUUUUGAAUAGACAAAUGGAUGCUCUGAUUGCUUUCAGGAUCAAAAUCAACCAAACUUCUUGUUUAUGGAGCUGUUCUGAAACUGUAUCGGUCGAUAUCAAUGCCUUGGAUGCUAAGGAACAGAAAGGGAAGACAUUAGCUGAAGAGACAGAAAUCAAAGUAGAAGACAAUGGAUCCAACGGUGGAGAUUCAAGUGUACUAAAGGAGUUAAGUGUUCUUGACCGUAUUAGAUUAAACAAGAAUCAAGAAACUCCUCUGUGCACAAUUAGAAACGUCCUCAAGCUCUCUAACCAUGAAGAGCUCAAAUUCACAAGAGAGAAUCUCAAGAAAAUUGAAGAACGGCUUAAGAAUGUCUUCAUCGAUUUUUAUCGCAAGCUUCGACAUCUCAAGAACUACAGCUUCUUGAACACUUUAGCCAUUUCCAAGAUCAUGAAGAAGUAUGAUAAGAUUGCUUCAAGAAAUGCAGCAAAGCUAUACAUGGAGAUGGUAGAUAAGUCCUACCUCACUAGCUCUGAUGAGAUCAACAAGCUUAUGUUGAGAGUUGAGUCUAUUUUCGUCGAGCAUUUCGCCAGUUCGAAUCGAAGCAAAGGAAUGAAUCUCUUAAGACCAAAAGUGACGAAAGAAAAACAUCGAACGACGUUUUCCACUGGCUUUUUCGUCGGUUGCACAGUCUCUCUGUUGAUUGCUCUUGGCAUGUUUGUCCAUGCUCGGAAUAUAAUGGGUGCGGCCGGACAUAAACUCUACAUGGAGACAAUGUUCCCUCUAUACAGUCUAUUUGCAUUUGUGGUUCUGCAUAUGAUCAUGUAUGCUUCAAACAUAUACUUUUGGAAGCGAUAUCGAGUAAAUUACCCGUUUAUAUUUGAAUUCAAAGAAGGGACAGAGCUUGGUUACAGACAUGUCCUGCUUCUAAGCUUUGGCCUCGGGACACUUGCUCUUUGCGCUGUUCUAGUAAACCUUGAUAUGGAGAUGGAUCCUAAUACUAAUGACUACAAAACCUUCACUGAACUUGUCCCUGUUUUUGUUGUCGGUAUAGUGAUAGCUAUUUCUAUAUGUCCCUUCAACAUUUUUUAUCGGUCAAGCCGCUUCUUCUUCCUCGUGGUUCUAUUCCGUUGCAUCGCUGCGCCGCUCUACAAGGUUAAUCUUCCAGACUUUUUCUUAGCAGACCAAUUAACAAGUCAGGUUCAAGCACUGAGGAGUCUAGAGUUUUACAUAUGUUACUAUGGGUGGGGAGACUUCAAACAGAGGAGAAACACUUGCAAAUCAAGCAAUGUAUACAGCACAUUCUACUUUAUCGUCGCUGUGAUACCUUACUGGUCACGUUUCCUUCAAUGUGCUCGAAGAUUAAUCGAAGAGAAAGAUAUAAGCCAAGGCUUCAAUGCUCUCAAGUACUUAUUGACCAUUGUAGCUGUAUGUUUAAAAACAGCUUAUAGCUUUAACAGAGGAAAUGCCUGGAGACUAGCUACAUGGGUCUUCUCGGUCUUGGCAACACUUUAUGGAACAUAUUGGGACAUUGUUUAUGAUUGGGGAUUGCUUCAUAAACCGUCUGAAAAUUUGUUGAGAGAGAAGCUUCUUGUUCCUCACAAAUCUGUCUACUACAUUGCAAUGGUCUUAAACGUUGUGUUGAGGUUGGCCUGGGUGCAGACUGUGCUAGAUUUCAAUAUCUCGUUCUUACAUAGAGAAACAAUGAUUGCUCUUAUUGCUAUUCUUGAGAUCAUACGACGCGGUAUUUGGAAUUUCUUUAGGUUGGAGAAUGAACAUUUGAACAAUGUUGGAAAGUUCAGAGCGUUCAAAUCAGUUCCAUUACCAUUCAACUACAACGAAGACGAAGAUCGAAUCAGCUAGCUUGUAGAUUGGAUCAAAUCAAGGUUUUUUUUUCAAUGAGUGAAGUUUCAAUUGUGUAGUUGUGUUCUUAGGUAUUACUUUUAUUUGUUUGUGAAUUGUAAAAAUAUAUAACAAUUGGAAUGAGAUUAUUGCAAUAUUGAUGGUUUCUGCA
This is a messenger RNA of Capsella rubella, 2485 nucleotides long. Its product is annotated as phosphate transporter PHO1 homolog 8. Gene Ontology annotation, biological process: cellular response to phosphate starvation; phosphate ion transport. NCBI's taxonomy places the organism in Eukaryota, Viridiplantae, Streptophyta, Magnoliopsida, Brassicales, Brassicaceae. Bases 85 to 2334 code for a protein of 749 amino acids. Gene Ontology annotation, molecular function: inositol hexakisphosphate binding. Gene Ontology annotation, cellular component: cytoplasm; Golgi apparatus; trans-Golgi network. The record is from RefSeq and is a predicted model, not a curated record. The transcript is spliced from 12 exons.